AUGAGUAAUGGUGAAAUAGUGGACAGAAUGUGGUUAGUUUAUUCAAAAACUACAGAUCGUGUUUAUUGUUUUGUAUGCAAACUAUUUGAGCCUACUUUAAAUACCUCCCUGGAAAAUGUUGGUUGUGAUGAUUGGGGACACCAGUCACAUUUAUUGAAAUGGCACGAAAGAAACAAAAAUCAUUAUAUAAAUACAACAAAAUGGAUAGAACUAAAAAAUAGACUUUCCUCAUAUCAAACUAUCGACAAAGAGUUUUUAGGUGUUUUCGAUAAAGAAAAAAGACAUUGGCGUGGGGUUUUGACUAGAAUUAUUGCAGUUAUUAAAUAUUUUACAAAACAUUCUCUGGCUUUUCGUGGAAAAUCAGAUGUCAUUUUUACAAAGAACAGCGGAAACUUUCUUGGACCAGUAAUAGGUGAGAACAUAUCAACAAAAUUAAAAACAAAGAAACUCAUGAUCGCUUCUUAG
Molecule: messenger RNA, 465 nt
Organism: Metopolophium dirhodum (rose-grain aphid)
Lineage: Eukaryota; Metazoa; Arthropoda; Insecta; Hemiptera; Aphididae
Product: zinc finger MYM-type protein 5-like
Exons: 1
Coding region: 1-465 (154 amino acids)
Source: RefSeq, a predicted model, not a curated record